CCAUGACUCGGGUUCAAGCCUUGCCCAAACAAGUGCCAUACCUCCGAGAAAACGGCGCGCUGAUGAAUAUCAAGAGCCACCUGCUCAAACUAUGGAACAUCAGCAGUCCAUCACCGAUGAGGAGACACCUUUCACUGAGGUGAUUUACAAGAAGACUCGCAAGGCUGGCAUUCCGGUGUUGUUCAAACUCAAUGAUCCAUCCCAGUCGUUCUGGAAGGUCAACCCUAAUAAGUUGGCGCAAGAAAUCGUCGCAACAUCCCAAGAGAAAGUCCUGUCUCAACGAAUUGACAAAAAUGGAGGACUAACUGUCACUGUGGCGUCCGCCGAAGCAGCGAAUAAUUUGCUAAAACUAAACGCCCUCGCGGGAAUCAAGGUGGAUGUCGUUGUACCACAGUCGUACUCGAAAAAUCUGGGGAAAAUCUGGGGUGUGCCACUUGACUACAGUGAUGAUCAACUCGGUGAAUACCUACGAGACGACGGAGUCAUUUCUGCACAACGACAAAUGAAGUACACUCGACGGGAAGAUGGUCCCGUAACAAAACAUCCACUGACAACAGUAAUCCUUAAAUUUCGUGAAGACCUACAACUACCUGCACGAAUCAAACUAGGAUUCCACAGCUUCCCCGUGCAAGAACACUGCGAGGCACCAACUCAAUGUUACAACUGCCAACGAUAUGGCCACCUGGCUCGCGACUGCCGCAGCUCCCGUCGCUGCAAGAUCUGCGCAGGUCCUCAUCACCACAAAGAAUGCCCGACACCACGUGAACCGCAAUGCGCAAACUGCGGCUCGCGCCAUGUAUCAACCUAUGCAGGCUGUAUACGAAAACAGGCGGCGCAUGCUGCUAAGAAAAAUGAGCUUUUUUAUGGCAAACCUACUCCACGGAAAGCUCCAGCUCCUAAUCCGGAUGUUAUUAAGGCAAGUGACAAAAUGACCACGCAAAAUCAAACAUCACGGCCUACCUUUUCCGACGUUCUGCAAGGAAUUCCAAGCGGCAGCAACACAACACUAACAGAAAACAAGACAAGACAAGGAAGUUCCCACGUCAUACCACCAAACCCAAAAGCAACUGCAGAUACCGAAGAGGAAGUACCUUCCCAUCUGGAUAAUCGACGCCGCACUAGUUCUAGAACCGCGCAUCACAUUGAGUCUGCCCAUCCAGAUCAAGAAAGCAGUGCAAAAGGCAUCCUUCACAUGUUCCUACCUCUCAUGAUGGAAGUCAUAAAAGAAAUCAUCAAAGAAUACCCGAAAAUCGGUUCCAAAUCAUCCAUCAAAGCUCUGUUGGCCAUGGAGUCACUUCUCAACGGCAUUCAAUGA
Ixodes scapularis (black-legged tick) is the source of this 1315-nucleotide messenger RNA. RefSeq lists its product as uncharacterized. Bases 92 to 1315 code for a protein of 407 amino acids. The transcript has a single exon. NCBI's taxonomy places the organism in Eukaryota, Metazoa, Arthropoda, Arachnida, Ixodida, Ixodidae. Gene Ontology annotation, molecular function: nucleic acid binding; zinc ion binding. The record is from RefSeq and is a predicted model, not a curated record.